AUGGGAUCAGGCAAGCCUGAAUCUAGCAGCUACAAGCUGUUGUCAGAUGACGAGAGUUCGGUCGACAAUGGCCACGUUUGCAGCCGGUGCGAAUCCUCUAUUUCGGACGAUCGGGCCUGGAGGUCAUUCUCGGCUUUGAAGCUUGUUCUGGCUUUUGUCUUGUGCCAAGUGCCCAUUCUGCUUUUCAGCUUCGCGGUCUUCCGGUACAUCCUUCAAAGCAACGAGAGAGGUAGCGACACGUACGACAAGAAUGAUUACCUUGCAUUCGAAACGUACAACGCGACCGGGACUCCGUACAGCAUUGUCGACGCAGCGGAUCCGUCGAAAGACGCGGACAAAUUCUGGAAUGAUUUGAAGAGGUACACCGGUAUCAUUACUGUAGACGACGCGUGGGCGGAGAGCAAUAAUCUCCCGCCCACUGUCAAAUACACUCAUGACCCGCAACUCCGAGUUUAUCAAGUGAAUGUCUUCCACUCUCUCCAUUGCUUGUACCGCAUCCGAAACAGACUGAUCUCGAAUGUGCCGAUGGAAAAGUGGCCGCGCAAUGACAUCCACACAAUGCAUUGCGUGGACCAUCUGAGAGAGGAGAUUAUGUGCAACGUCGACGUUUCGAUGUCGGGGUCAAACGAGUUUGUUGCUUUCAAUAAUCACAACCAUGACCGGAAGUGUCGAGACUUGGCCGCGGUGCAAAGGUGGGCCCAGGAACAUACUUGGCUUGGCUAUAAGGAUUACCUUGAAGGUGUCAUUGGAUACGACGCCAAUGAGGCCGAGCGAGUUAAUAUGGCACUUGCAGGAAAGGGUCAGUGGAACAAGGCGAACAGCACCCACAACAAGGAGACCGGGAAGAUUGAAGCUUGCUGA
Colletotrichum aenigma is the source of this 861-nucleotide messenger RNA. RefSeq names its product Cyclochlorotine biosynthesis protein R (gene cctR-0). The record is from RefSeq and is a predicted model, not a curated record. The transcript has 7 exons. NCBI's taxonomy places the organism in Eukaryota, Fungi, Ascomycota, Sordariomycetes, Glomerellales, Glomerellaceae. The coding region runs from base 1 to 861 and encodes 286 amino acids. Gene Ontology annotation, biological process: mycotoxin biosynthetic process.